Bacidia gigantensis is the source of this 261-nucleotide messenger RNA. RefSeq lists its product as uncharacterized. The record is from RefSeq and is a predicted model, not a curated record. Lineage: Eukaryota; Fungi; Ascomycota; Lecanoromycetes; Lecanorales; Ramalinaceae. Bases 1 to 261 code for a protein of 86 amino acids. The transcript is spliced from 2 exons.
AUGCCUCACUCAAAAACACCUGGUGGCCAAGCUGCCUCGGCGAAGUUCCUUAAACAAGAAGCUCAAAAGCACGGCGAAGGUGCCACAAAUGCAGCAGGUCACACCGAUGGAAAGCAACCUGGAGAGGCAUCGGUCGCAUCAGAUUCAGGGAAUGUUGGCGUGGGUAUCGAAAAGGGGACAAAUCAACCAGGCGAGAAGGGAAUUGGAGGGCCAAAUAUCGGUCCUGUGCCAGAAAGUCUGAAGGAGACGAGAGGCGCAUAG